AUGCGCAUGCAUCGUCCAACCGCAAUAUUUGGUAGCGACCCCCAAGCCCUUGCUCGUAUCUCUCCUUCGCGGGCCGCAGAUUACCUUAGGUGCUUCAUCACCACGGUGGCAGGCACGGUCCCCAAGCUUCCUGCAUUGGGGCUAACCAUAGAAGAAGUUAAUGAAGCUAGCCUUAUGCUUGACAUCAUCGAACGGACAGACCCCACUCUGCGACAACUGCAAUCCGUUUCCAAGCAAAUCGCAGAUAUUGCGACGACGAUUCAGCAGCAACAGACAAACAUGACCUUCACGGUUGAAAUUCUCUGUCUCAUGGUCGAGGUCCUGCAGAACCAUGCCCCCUCCGUCAUUGCUGACGUGUUCAAGGCCUGGACUCGCAGCACCUGCGGCAUCUCCUCUUCGGCCCCCUCCUCUCCCGACAAGGCACCCAUCUUCCCUGAUUCCGAAGAAUUCUCUACUCGGAACGACCCCGUUGGCGAACGUUUUGCUGCCGCUGCCCCGUCUGGUGUGGAAAGUCCCCUUCCCACCCCCAAUCGUAAUGAUCCAGGACCGCAUCACCCUCUCAGUAGCUCUCUACCCCCAAGUGACCCCUGGUCGAGCAGCUCUCUGCACGAAGUACCUGCCUCUUCUCCCCAACCGACUGUCAAUCAACCAUUCAACGACGAAGAUACCUGGAAAGUCCCGCCUUACUGGGACGCCCGCGGUCGCAGUUCUCGGAGGUUGCGGCGCGAGGGUGCAUUCAUACACACACCCGACUGGGAUGCAAUGUCGAAAACUUAUGGGCGUGGCGACGAUGCUGCUGAAGAUGACCGUUCGCAUACCCCUACAACAAAUGAUGUGCACAUAUCGACAGCUAUGCCGCCUGCGGCUCAUGCCCGAACCCACAAACAUGAGGUCGGGGAACGUGCGUCUUCUCCUACACAGCUCCCGGCCUCUAUUUCUCAAUCACAAGUAGGUACCGACACCGACAAUGUUCGGGCCGUUCCACAACGUUCCGACUCACCGGACGCUACCGAGCUCAGGCGACGCGUCCAUGAGCUACAGGAAUAUAUAGACAAAGGAUACGAAGGACGGCUACCGCCAUAUCAGAACAAAACGAAGGAAGCGAGUGAUGCAUCUAGCUCGCACAAUGUCCCCUCUUCCAACUCCAAUCUCCCUGUAACCUUACCACCACCUACCCCGAUGACGCCAAGAAAGAAACGUCAGCGGGCGCCCUCACAGUCUCCAUCACGCUCUCCAUUUCACUACUCGCCUGGUUCACAUGCGGGUUCAGCAGGUCUACCCGAGGACGAGGACGAGGGCCACCCCACUGAGGCGCGUGCGGUAAAACGAAUGAAAGUCUCUGCCCCCACAUCAACGCCUAGACCAGCCCCCACUCCCGAGAACAUCCCAGCUUCCGCUUCCAAUUGUACGCCUGAGCCGACACUCACCCCUGAGAUUUCGGCUAUGGCUUCUGGAGUAAAUUCAGGAACGAGAAGCCCCACGCCUCCGAGGAGGCGACCUCUCACGCGGACAGCAACAAUGGACCAGUUCGAUUAGUCUUCUGCACUUUUUGUUCUUUUAUUCGCUUUCCUAUUCCUCCCACCCUUCCCUCAAAUUGUGUUGUAGUACUCGGUUGUGUCGGGUAGUCCAUGCGUGCUACGGGUGUCCC
Molecule: messenger RNA, 1648 nt
Organism: Pisolithus orientalis
Lineage: Eukaryota; Fungi; Basidiomycota; Agaricomycetes; Boletales; Pisolithaceae
Exons: 2
Coding region: 1-1536 (511 amino acids)
Source: RefSeq, a predicted model, not a curated record